Molecule: messenger RNA, 988 nt
Organism: Daphnia carinata
Lineage: Eukaryota; Metazoa; Arthropoda; Branchiopoda; Diplostraca; Daphniidae
Gene: Gclm
Product: glutamate--cysteine ligase regulatory subunit-like
Exons: 4
Coding region: 137-847 (236 amino acids)
Biological process (GO): glutathione biosynthetic process
Cellular component (GO): glutamate-cysteine ligase complex
Molecular function (GO): glutamate-cysteine ligase catalytic subunit binding; enzyme regulator activity
Source: RefSeq, a predicted model, not a curated record
AGAUAGUGUUCUAAAACAAUCUUCCAUCUACGUUUCCAUUCACCGUGUGCCUGCGCAUUCGCUUCGAAAUUCAGCUUUGUGACACUACGGUUUUUAGCUUGUGUUUCUUGACUAAACCGGAAAACUGCAUACAAAGAUGACAAAGGGAUUGAUAAUUCAUACUGGUAAUAUUUUACAGCUGCCAGAUUUGAAAAGAAAACCAGGCCACACACCUGCUGAUGAGCUGUAUGAUGCCUUGAAAAUUCAACUGUGUAAAGCACCAACUAAUGGGAAUGCUGAGAUUCUUGCUCCGUUGGAACUGUCAUCUCUUCUAGUCCCUGAUGAACGCAAUUCACAAAAAAUUACUGUAAAAUUAUUUCUUUCAUCUCCUCAACCAGAAUUGAUCAAAACAGCCUUGACAGCAGCUUUGAAUGACCUUGGAUCAACUUGUGCUGAUCUGUUCAUAAUCUCUUGGCCUGCUGGUAUCAGCAAAGAGGAUGGCAUCACAUUGUGGAAUGCUAUGGAGACAGUGGUUGAUCAGGAACUAGCAUAUUCUUUAGGAAUUAGUGAUGUUGACACACAAGCGUUUGUUGAACUUCACAACUCUUCUCGAAUUAAACCUGAGGCUAUUCAGAUAAACCUUGAAAGCUGUUGUGUAGUACCUCCUGAAUUAGUUACCUUCACAAGAGAGAAUAACAUCCAACUAUUGACCCACAAUGAUCCACAGAAUAUCUUACCAGCUGAAACUUUGAAGACAGUUGUCCCAUCUCUUCAAGAAGUAAUCUGGACUGUGAGGUAUCAAACAUUGCUUCGUUGUAGAGGCAUUAUAAAAAACAAAGGAUAUGUUGUCAGCACCUACACUGCCUAAAGGGAAUUUGAAGUAGUUUUGUUAUAUUCUUUUGUAAGUGAGCUUGUUCUUGCUAUUUUGCAUCAGAAUUUUAGUACUUUAUGUUUAAUCAUCGCAUUUAUAUGUAUACUUAUUAUUAAAAUGAAUAAUUUGCAUGUUAAA